AUGCAGCUGAGUUCGACAUCAAGGCCUGUGGUCAUUUUGUCACACGGAUUUCAGGUGAUGUGUGACACUAAGACCGACGGGGGAGGCUGGACGCUGAUCCAGAGAAGAUUUAACGGACACUUGCAUUUUUACCGGGGCUGGGAGCAAUACAAACACGGCUUUGGAGAUUUCGAAAACGGGGAGUUCUAUUUGGGCAACGAGAAAAUUCACGAGUUGGUCAUGUCCACGCCUCACGAACUUAGGGUCGAUUUCAAAUAUAACGGCACUGACUACUUUGCGAAAUACGCCUCGUUUAAAUUGUCCUCAGAGUCGGAUGGUUAUAGGCUAAAGGUCAAAGGUUACUCUGGGAAUGCUGGGAAUGCUCUGAAAAUGCAACAUGACAAUGAAAUGUUCAGCACGUUCGACAGGGACAACGACGCCCUAGACGGCGACAGCUGCGCCAGAAUCUACCGUGGAGCCUGGUGGUACGGCAAAUGUCAGGACUCCAACCUGAACGGUGUCUGGGGGAGUAAGGAGUUCGGCAAGGGCAUCACGUGGUGUCCGACAACGGGUUAUCGUGAGUCGGCUACCUUCACGGAGAUGAAAAUAAGACCCAGACGAUAG
This is a messenger RNA of Physella acuta, 603 nucleotides long. Its product is annotated as ficolin-1. The record is from RefSeq and is a predicted model, not a curated record. Lineage: Eukaryota; Metazoa; Mollusca; Gastropoda; Physidae.